AUAACAAUGGCGAACUUCCUGAAACGGAAAAAGUGGAAUUGAUAUUUAUUCACCGAAUAGUUAUAAUUGCACAGUUUAUAUGACAAGAGGUUAUACUAGUAUUUGACAUAUUGAUGUGUAACACCUCCAGAUAAAUGAAGUUUCAGAAGUUUAGUCGUUGAUUUUAAUCCAAUUCUUUGAUUAUUGGAUUCAAAAUGACGGAAUUAGACAAUGACAACGCAGAAGGGCUGGAUUGUGAGAUCCCCUUUAAAUUUGUUGGACAUGAAGUAAAAAUACAGCUGGCCAAUAAACUGGACCCUGUCAGUGUUGUGACGGGCAAUGAUUGGCGUCUGUUAGCAGAAAAACUCGGCUACACAGCAGAUGAGAUAGAGGUUAUUAUAGAACAAAGACAUGUUGAGGGCCGCAACACACUGAAAUUAUUUAACGAUUAUUUGAAAACGGCAGGAAAUAGUGUGAAUAAAGUUUUAAAGGCUUUACAGGAGAUGAAUCGAGGAGACGCCCUCAAAAUACUAACAGAUAGUUUACCAAAUAUACGUAAAAAAUUUAAAGAAUCAGAGAGGAAGGAGAAGAAGGUACCAGAAGAGAACAGCUUUUGUGGUUUUCCAAGUGACUAUUAUCCUUCUUUGAUAAACGGGAAUACGUAUAUGGCCCCAACCAGUUCAUUCGUGCAUAACGGGUAUUUUUUGCCCAUCUUAGUAUCUCCGUCACAUAUGCCGUCCAUGAGGCCACCAUUUCAUGACUAUCAUAGUAACUCAAGAUCGCAUAAUGAAUCACAUCAGCCAGAUAAUUCUCCUCUCAAUCAACGACCUGUCAAAAAUCGUAAAGUACAACACCAUGGCGAUGGAUACGAUGGCUGCGAUCGCUCCCCGGUUUGUGACAACACCUCCUCGAUAUCUAGCUAUUUAAAUAAGCCGGCGGUUUCUCGCAGCACCUCACAUAAAGGCUUCGAUAGCAUGGAGGUUAAUUAUUGUAAAUAUAAUGAUCGCGAUUUUAGUCUUUCCAAUAAUGACAUGGAUAAUGAUAAUUUCCGACAUGAAACGCCAGCGGAAUUACCUCGCACGAUAUUGCGGGGUGAAGGGAAUCUGCUAUCUUCAAAUAUGUCGAUGCCCAACUCAAAAUCGCGACUUAGCUCCAAACGCUAUGAAAACUCCUCUUCGAAUUCGGAUGAUUCGUUUUCAUCUGAUUCAGAAACGUCACCGUGGGCCAACGGCAGAUCUAGUAGAGGUCAGGCGCUGAGAAAGAAACGCAGCAGUCGAACAGAACAAAGAAGUACCCCAUUGGAUAAUCUCCAUAAUCUGUCUCAAUUACCUCAAGAGUACAUGCCUGAUGAAAGUUACAAGACCGUGGUAGCUGAACAGAAAAUGGGGAAGCAUACACGAAGGCCAACUACCCUCAUCAAAACAGAGCAAGAUGUUGGUCGACAGUCCUGUAACCAUGGUAAUUUAUAUUCUAAGUUUCAAACCAAACGCAGUAUAUCAGAUUCUACUGGGGAGUCACAGGUUCGUUCUUUGGAUGAUGAGAGUGUGGCAGGCAUCGAGAGAGAAAUGAAGAAAUCCUUAUCGUUACCAGGCAACAAGAUGCCAGCUGAAUUUAAAAAGGCUUUCAGUAAAGUCCUUGUUACAUUCGCUUAUGAUAGUGAUAAGCACAUGCAGAGAGUCCUCAGUCUGUGUAAUUGUAUUGAAAAAAAUGGUUUUAAGUGCUGUGUGGAUAUUUAUAAUCGCAAUCAUAAAAGUGGAAAAAAUGGCAAAAGUGAAAAAUUAGCAUUUUAUAAAGAGAAAUUUGAAGAGGCUGAUUUUAUUUUGGUUUGUCCGUCUAAAAAAUAUCACAAAGAUACCUGUGAUGAUAGUCGAUCAAAGGAUUCGUCGUCAUCAGACGGUCUUCACACCAAAUUUAUUUAUGACAUGAUGUAUAGGGAGUUUAUACAGAAUGGUAAUAAUAACAAACGUUUUGUACCCGUGAUACUCGAGGGAACAUCACACGACGAUUUACCUCGAUGGUUAUUGAAUCAGACUGUAAAGUACACAUGGCCGUCACAAUACAAAGAUUUGUUGUGGAUGUUAACACGACCAGAAGAACGCAUAAAUCGUCAUGGAAACAGAAGAAGUUAAUGUCCCUAAGUUAAUUGUUUUGAUAGAAUAUUAUUGGUAAAAUGAUCAAAGAAUCCUAAAAUGUUGGGCAUAUUACAUUUUGUCACUAAAAUUAUUAUUUCAAGGUCUCCUAAUUGUGUGAGUAAAACUAUAACUUUUUUUCAAAAUCCUGUGGAAAGAAAAUAUUCAAUUUUAGUUUGAUUUCAAUUUCAUGGAAAUCCUUUAUGUCAAGCCUUUCUAAAAAAAUUUGUGCUUAGAAGAAAAAUUUGUCAAAAACUAAAUCUGACUAGAGUAAAAAAAUUAUUGUUUAAGAUGAUUAUAGCUAUUCAUUUUAAGAAUUUUUAAAAGAUUAAAUAUUAUUUCUAAUUUCUGUUGGCUACGAAAUUAAUAAAAUACACUGUAGUUUAGACAAACUGACACAAUCAUUUCAAAAUUAUCACAAACUUUUAUGAAAGAGGCCACAUAAUGUAAAUUAAAUAGACUUGAAAGUACAUCUGUAAUGCCUUUGGUAUAUGUAAUGCUACAUUGUGAUUUCACAAAAUUUAUUUUAUGAAAGAGGACACAUAAAUAAAUACACCUGAAAGUACAUAUGUAAUGCCUUUGGUAUACGUAAUGCCCCUCUGUGAUUUUACAGGUUAAUGGAGUUUUAAAGGGGUAUAUGAUGAUAAAUCUGUCACAAACUUUUAUGAAAGAGGACACUUAAUGUGACUUAUAUAAUUGACAUCUGGUAAUGCUUUUGGUGUAUGUAAUGCUCCGGUAUCAUUUCAUUGGUUAAUUAAUGUUGGAUCUAUGAAGUGUAAAAGUAAUAUCUGGCUUUAACAUGAGCUGAACUUAAACCUACAUAUAUAUAUUGUCACAACCAGUAUUACUUUUUAAACCUAUUAAAAUCGGUCUGACUGUCCAUCACACAUUUUGCCCACAAUAACUCUGCUGUAAUUGAGCUAGAAUUUUCAAACUUGGUGUUUGAAAUGCCUUGACUGAGUUUGAUGAUGAACAUUUUCUGCUUAGGCUAAUCAGAGAUACACAAUUUGAUAGGUCGAUGCUUUGGGACAUGAUAACAUUGCUUCUAAUGAAUGAAGUCAGGGUUAUGAAACUUGGUGCACUGUUUCAUUACAUCAGUAUCUUGACUGAUUUUGAUGGUGCGCAUUUUCGACUCAGUUUAAGCAAUUUGAUUGGUCAUGACUUUGAAGCUGAACAACUUUGAUUCCAAUUGGGUGAAAAUGGUGAAACUUGGCGUAUAUCAUUACAUAUAUACCUUGACUUAGUUCGAUAAUGCACAUAUCCUAUAGUUUCAGUAAAUCAGUACCAUCGGUAAGUUCAAUAAUGAACAUUAUCUGUGUCAAUGUUUUGGGACAUGAUAACUUUGAUUACAAUUGAGUGAGAAUGAUAAAACAUGGUGUAUAGUUUCAUUACAAUUACAUCAAACUCAGAGUAUAGUUUCAGUACUUCAAUACCUUGACUGAUUUCGAUGAUGAGCAAUGUGAUUGGUCAAGACUUAAAGCUUGGCAACUUUGAUUUGAACUGAGUGAGAAUGGUGAAACUUGGUGUAUAUCUAAAUGAUCCAUGCUUUAUAAAAACAAGAUAGAUAUUGAAUUAAAAAAUGGCAUCUAAUUACUUUUUCAAUCUGAAUUUCAGAUCUUUAAUUUGGUCUAUACUAUUUACUGGAAAACACCAUGUUAUACUGAAUACCGGAAAACACCAGAAAAACACUUAAUACCGGAAAACACACUAAAUACCGAAAAACGCCCUAAAUAGGUAACCUGUAGAAAGGCUAUAAUAUAAACUGGAAACUAGACCUAACCCUAACCCAGGCACACACAGGACGAGGGCGCCGGGUUACCUAUUUAGGGUGCCAGUCUCCGGGUUACCUAUUUUGGGUAUUUUCCGGUAUUUAGUGUUUUUUCCGGUAUUUAGUGUUUUUCCGGUGUUUUCCAGUAUUCAGUAUAAGAUGGUGUUUUCCGCUUGUUUUCCGGUAUAUAGUAUUGCCGUUUAAUUUCAAGGAGACAAAUAACUAUAUGAACCUUUAAAAUUAGAUAAAAGAAUUAGAGUUUUGAUAUUAGGUGUUCGAAUAAAUGUAAAAUUAUAACAAUUUAUGUUUGAAUUUUGUGGGCUAUUAUAAAUAGUUAUAUGAACAUUUAAAUUAAAAAAAAAAAAAAGAAAUAAGAGUUCUGAUAUGAAUUAUUCAAAUAAAUGUAAAUUUAUAACAAGUUAUGAUUGAAUUUUGUGUAUAAAUAAGUAUUAUAUAUCCAUAUAAUGUAUGUUGUUUAAAUUUUGUGUAUCAAUAAGUAUUGUAUAUCAUCCCUAAUUCAAUGUAUAAUCAAUCAGUGCUAGUGUUAUACCCCUUUCUGAUACAUGUAAUGUAUGUUGUUAAUUGUUAUAUUAUUUGUUUUGUAUAUAGUCAAAACUGUAUAUUCUGUAAAUACGAUUGUUAAAUAUAAUAUAACCAUCAGCUUCACUUUUUACCAAAUUUUAAAUAUUUUUAAACUGAUAGUAAGUUUAGAAUUUAGUCAUAGGAUUGCAGGCAGCAAGUAGUACAAUCUGAUUUUAACACAGAUCCUAUUUCGUUUCGUUUUUUAUAGUUCAAAAUUUCGUUUUACUUGGGGGGGGGGUUGGAUGGCUGAAUGGUUAGCACGUGCGCGCUUUAUCAUAAAGCCUGUCAUUGAGUCAACUGGCGUGGUUUCGAAUCCCCGGUUGUACGUGACAAGUAGGGUCGCUGUCCAACCUCGUGGGUUUUCUUCGGGUCCUUCGGUUUCCUCCCACUGCUAAAGACCCCUACGCGCAAGCGAAUUAUUGAAAUAAAAUUAAACCAUAUGUUAGUCCAAAAAUGACCUAGUUUGUGUCGAGUGGACGUUUAACCCCAUUUCUCUCUCUCGUUUUACUUGUCUUUACUACACUAGGGUCUGGAAGAGUUGUUAUAUAACAGGCGUUCUAGUUGAUGUGAUUAAUUAGCCAGUUUAACGGUCUAUUACGGUGAGUUCUUGACGUGCCCAGCACGGAACUGUUGGUAAACCCCUAGAAACGUCAACGCUGAUUGAUUCAUCAAUGUCUGAUGUCAUAGGGUCAAAAGCCGCUCGUAUGACCCCUGACACGACCUCCCAGUACAACUGGUCAGAUCUUCAUGUAGUGUUGGCCAUCGAAAGUAUAAAAAAACCGAAACGAAAUAUACAUCUGUAUUUUAAUCAGAUUGCAGUCAGCAAGUAGCAUAACUUUUCUCUAUUGAAUACAGAUAAGAGAUAAUACUGUGUUGAUUUCAAACACACAGGUACAUUUAUAAUAACCAAAGUUAAAUAGUUUGUUCGUAAUCGAAGAAAUACAUUUAUAAAAUAGGAAUUUUCGGACAAUAACUCUUAUACUACGAUCUUGUGUAGUUAUUAAACUUUCAAUUAUGAAAAAAAUAGCUGCAAUUGUUGAUUCAUUUUGUAAAAUACAUUUUAUGCAUGUUUAGUUAACAAAUCUAAAAUAACCAAGGCAUGUUUCAGUUGUCCAAUCCGCUAUGAUAUUAAGAACUGCUCUUGUUUGACAUGUUGGAUCGUAAAAAAUGUAGCAACGUUUCCAUGGCAAUAUUUUGACAAACAGUCAUGGUCAUAUAAAUCUGUGGUUCUCCCUUGUCAGUGAUACAGAACGGAGGGCCUGACAAGGACAGCUGUCUAGUCGUUCGGAUGGGACGAAAAACCGAGGUCCCGUGUACAUAUUGGCGUGCACGUAAAAGAUCCCUUGACAGCUAUUCCAUAUUUUCUCUGGCAGAGUUUUUUUUCUUCAUUUACCUAAAUAUGAUUUUUAUUUUCUCACCCAAAAUGUUUUUGCUCAAGUAAAUAUUAGCAUUCUGAUGAUCAAGUUAUGAGUGCAAUGAGGUGUGGUUACUGCCCACAUUUAAUUUGAUUCAGCUGGCUGUAUUUAUUUAUUAUAACCUCUCUCUCUCUCUCAAAUGAAAUUGUACCAUAUGAAAUUAAACCAUGUUAGUCCCAAAAUGAGUUAGUGAUGCAUUGACUCUCUCUCUCUCUCUCUCUCUCUCUCUCUCUCUCUCUCUUUCUCUCUCUCUCUCUAUUACUAGCAUGUAGUCACCAGGAGUAUUUUAAUCAGACGGAAUUGAGUUAUACAAAAAAAAUUUCCUUGGAAAUUUACGACUUUGAAUUGAAAAAUGGCAAAUGUGCAAAGAUAACAAAGUUAUCGAAAAAUAGUCAAGGGCUAUUGGUCAUCUGAUAGACCAUAAAUUGUUAGGAUUUUUAAAUGGAUAGAUAGAUUAAGGAGAAGGUUAUGACCCAGGGAUCUUAAUCAGCAGGUUUUUUUUGUGGCCUUUAGCAGCUUGAAGUUCAAUCAAGCCAGUUAGUAAAACAAUGACCUAUUGUCAAGAAAUAACUUCAGAUUUCUUUAUAAUUAGCAUUAAAUGCAUACAAACCUAUUAGCAGUUUGUUCAUGUAAAAAUAGACUAUCCCGGUUCUUUAAAGAUUAUUUGUGACGCAAGCCUUAUUCAAUAGUUCGUGGAAGUGUCACAGCUAUCCAUAUGAAAGUGUCAUUUUGGGCCUGUCGAAGCACAGCCCUAGAUACUGGCAGUUCAAGUGCUAACCUGUUAAGAAAAGGAUUUUGUUACGACAGGCUCACAUGUCUGCAGUGGAUAUUUGAUAUUAUUUGUUAAAGCAAAAAAAGUAAAUGUAUUUAUUAAUAAAUAUUAAUUUAUCAGUAUAAUUUUCCACGUCUUGUGACCUGGUGACCUUUCGCUUGUCUCAGCAUUGUGUAUUAUUAAUUUUAAUGUGUAAAUAUAAUUCUAUGUACAAUUCAUAAUAUCGUAUUGCCUGUCCCAUUGACAAUAAAACAUCCAAUGCAACCAUUUCAUUGACUAAAAACAACCUUGGACAUAAGACACCUGUUACAACUGGCGGGUUGGAUAGCCGAAUGGUUAGCACGUGCGCGCUGUCAUUGAGUCAACUGACGUGGUUUCGAUUCCCCGGUUGUACAUGACAAGGAGUAGGGUGGCCUGUCCAACCACGUGGGUUUUCUCCGGUUUCCUGCCACUGCUAAAAACCCCUACGCGCAAGCAAAUUAUUGAAAUAAAAUUGAACCAUGUGUUAGUCCCGAAAUGACCUAGUUUGUGUCGAGUGGACGUUAAACCCCAUUUCUCUCUCCCCCUGUUACAACUAAAUCAUCAUACUUUUUUAUUAUUAUUAUAAUAUAUACAUCCGGGGUUUGUAUAUAUAUAUAUAUACUGGUUGUAUGUGACAAGGAUUAGGGUCGCCUUUCCAACCUUGUGGGUUUUCUCCGGGUCCUCUGGUUUCCUCCCACUGCAAAAGACCCCUACGCGCAAGCAAAUUAGUGAAAUAAAAUUGUACCACAUGUUAGUCCCGAAAUGACCUGGUUUUUGUCCAGUGGAGGUUAAACCCCAUUUCUCUCUCUCUCGUGUACACAUUGGCGUGCACGUAAAAGAUCCCUUAGCAGUUGGAAUUUGAUAUAAGAGUAGGCCGUAGCGCCGCUGCCAGGGCAAAAAAUUCCCUCAGCACUCCACUCACUGUAUGGCGUAUGCCCGUCUUCAUUAGCCCAGUUUAGGAGCAGAACAGUAGGAUGUUAAACCCCAUUUCAUUUCAUUUGUCUCUGUCUCUCUCUUGUAUAUAAAUUAACUAGCAGAAUGCCCGGCUUCGCUCGGGGGUCAUAACUCCAAAACCGGAAGUGGUAGACUUAACGCCACCUGGCCUAUGUUACUCCCCGGUCCAAGCUACCCCUAUACCCCAAAUUUCAGACUCGGGGCAGACCUAGUGUAGCCGCCAACCCCGAACAAACAGACAAACGACAGUCACAAAUAUUAGUAUAGAUAGAUGUUGUGGGAUCAUUUGUACCAGACCAAGUCGGUAUAUUAUAUACUUUCAGGCUUAUAUAUAUAUAUGUGGUAGCAUAAUUUGUAUGGACAAAGACUGUGACAGGUGUUUAAUGUCCAAAUUUGGCUAAGAGGUAGAAAUUUAUAAACAAAUUCUAGUCUUCAACCAAUAAAAAAGGCCUCAGAUAAUCUGUGACAGGUGCCUUAUCUCCAGAUUUCGCUCAACUAAUAAAAAGCCCACAGAUAAUCAUUUUGUUCUCUUGUCUCAAACAUCCCAUGUUUUCAUUCAAGAACAAAACAUACCAUUGGCCUUAUUCAUGAAAAUUUAAAAUAACUUGUUUUAAUAAUGCAUGCUUUUCAUUGGCUAAGAGCUCAAAUUAGAACACAAAUUUCCACCCGCAACCAAUGAAAAGGCUACAUCCUUGAGAUGUUUUGGUUCAAAUUUUCAUGAAUAGGGCCUCAUGUUUUCAUUCAAGAGAGAUAAUCCUUGCAAAAUCAAAGGGCAGACAACUCUCUGUUGUUUUUGUUUGUGUUGUUCCCCAUUAUUUCAAUCCACUAAUUAAUAAUGUAUGACAAUAAAUACUGUAAAUAUAAACAA
Patella vulgata (common limpet) is the source of this 8488-nucleotide messenger RNA. RefSeq lists its product as uncharacterized. The coding region runs from base 195 to 2108 and encodes 637 amino acids. Lineage: Eukaryota; Metazoa; Mollusca; Gastropoda; Patellidae. The record is from RefSeq and is a predicted model, not a curated record. Gene Ontology annotation, biological process: signal transduction; humoral immune response; positive regulation of canonical NF-kappaB signal transduction. Gene Ontology annotation, molecular function: protein binding. The transcript has 6 exons.